GUUGUGAGUAAUGUCGGCAACUAUUUUCUGCUUCAUUUGUCAUAUAUAAUCCUAGACCUGUGAACCAAAGAACAUAUCCCCAAAAAAUUAAAACGGGAUACCAUGGAGCCUGCUCCUUACAGUGUCCGAUAUCGUAUCUUAUGCGACUUGCUCGACAGCCAUACGGCGCUGGCUUACGACAAUGCCUUCAUUGUUGACGGAGAAUCAGGCAUCUGCCUUGCCGAAGACGAGAAAGCGGCGGUAUUGGACACUGUGCUGCUUCGCAACUGGAAUGGUGAAACAUCGUGUUUAGAUUCUGUCACUUUCAAUAUACUUGAGCGUAAUCGCCUCAAACAUGAUGAUUUCGACGUUAUAGGCUGUUUAGGCGAUGGACAGUUUGGGGUAGUGGAAGCCGUGAGAUUUAAGAUGAGCGGGCAAGUGUUUGCUAUGAAAACCAUCGAAAAGACUGUGGCUAAACGUGCUGGACGACUGUCUUUAUCGCUGGAACGCCAUGUUCAUAGGCUUUCCAAUUCAUCCUCUUUGUCACCAUGUCCAAAUCUGGUUGCAGCAUUCCAGACAGAGCUAUCUCUUCAUCUGAUCACUACCUAUGCUGAAUGUGGUUCUCUGUGGAAUCGGAUGUGUGCCCUCUUCUCUGAUACCAAGUACGCUGGGCGCAUGCUUGAAGGAGAAAUCCAGUGGUGGGGAGCUCAGAUGGUCAGUGCUAUCGGGUGGCUUCAUAACCAUAACAUAGUGCACCGUGACAUCAAACCACACAAUUUUUUAAUUAAAUCAGAUCAUCAUCUACAAAUCACUGACUUUGGCUCAGCAGCCCCACUCUACUUCACUUUUCCUGAUGAAACACCUUGUGUCCCUUGGCAGUUCUGUGUCCAGCCAGUUGGGACACCAGAUUACCUUGCACCUGAGGUACUGAUCUUAGCUGAACAAGCUGUGAUUGAAUCAAAACAAGUGCAUCAAACAUCUGGCAGCCAUAUACUUCAGCAUUCAGAAAAGAAAGGAUACAGCGCCAGCAUUGAUUGGUGGAGUUUAGGGUCAACUCUGUAUGAGAUGGCAACAGGGAAGCCUCCUUUCUUUGCUGAGACAAUCCAUGAAACAUAUGAAAAACUUAUCACAUUCAGAAGUGAUGAUUUGUCAUUUCCUACUUAUCUGUCAUCAGAAUUAGUUUUGCUUCUAAAAGGUUUGAUCAAUGUACCAGUCAAAAGAUUGUCAACUGCUACAAUGAUACAAAAAUCCCCAUUCUUCCAACCUAUAGGCUGGAUUGAUAAUUUUCCCAAAUUUUUUUAUUCACCAUUGGUAUUACCUGAUAUGCUUGGCAAUGAGCAACUUCAGACAAACUUUCAACAAUCAAUCCAGGAAGACGAGUUCACUCUCAACCAUUUCUUUGACUACUCAGACAUCUCCUCAGUCCACCUUACUCCAGUCUCACCAUCUUCUUCUGCCCCUCCUGUCUGGUCCCAAUGGGUUGGCUGGUCAUUCCAUCCUGACCCAAAAAGCCUUGAAGUCAUCUCAGCAGCAGAUAAUUCUUCUGGAAAUGAUGCUUUUAUGACCCCAAUUCGAAAUAAACUGACAACAUGCCCAUUCACUCCAGACAUCAUGAAUCGACCACCUGCACCAUUAUUGCCCUCUACUCACAGCACAAAAAAACAAGUUUUUCAAGAGCUCUUACAUUGUGUACAAAUGAGUGCCAAAAAGCAUAUGAUGAGAGGCAAGGUGAAAACAAAAUCAUUCACCAAAGACACAUCCUGUAUUAGUUUGUUAUCUGAUCCUGGUAUGGUAUUGAUUGAAACAGGAGUUUCACAUCAACAGCUGCAAGAAAGGCAUGAUGUCUUAUGUGGACAGUUACAUCACCUUGAUCGACAGCUGUUCAAAUUGCACAAGCUAUUGAAGAGCUGAUUUGUUCUGGCCUGUAAGGGCAAGGGCUAGAGGAAAAUAGGUGCAGAAAAAUUCCUGAUUUUUCAAGAAUUUUAUUUUUGUUUUGCUGAGACAAGAACAAUGCCUAGUAAAACUUGACUAGUUUUGCAACUGUCAUGGGCCAGCACAGUGCAUAAGGAAGGACACAGAAGUUAUGUGUAGGUCCUGUCACAUGCAGGACCCUGAGAUGUUCAGCAGUAUUGUGUACUUCACUGCAGUAUUUGAUGGAGUUAGUCUAGCUGCCAUUUAGAUAGAUGGCUAUGUGUAUUUUCAUUCAGAUUCUAUACUGUACUUUAUUUUUUCUCUUUUGUUUGUAGCUUUCUGGUCUUUCCUCAUCACUAUCUUGUACACUGCUCUCUGAGACUGUUUGUACGAAGGUGCUGAGUGAAUACCAAUCCAACAGGUUAUGAGCCUUGACUCCCAUCCCUGAAUUACUCCAGACCAGCAUAAAAAUUCAUCCAGUUCUCUAGCAGAAACAAUAUGUCUGAGUCCAAGGAAGUAAUGGCCUUGGCCAAGAUUUCUCCACUUAUGGGGGAAGACAAUUAUAGUGAUUGGAGUUUUGAUAUCCAAGCCUACCUCCUUGGACUCUGUCUUAUGUCCACUCUCCAUGAAACUGCUGUUCUCCAUAUCCCUGUCAUUGUUCCUACUGGUGACUCCAACCAACCUACUCAAGUUCUCAUUGCUGGAAGAGUGAUUCAACUGAGGAGAGUGAGGAUGAUUAAGCAAGGUUAGGGUUCUGCCUGAGGCACAGUAGAAAGUUUUUCCAUAGACAUUCUAUAUACACUUUAUUCCUCCUUUCCUUCUUC
Cryptococcus deneoformans JEC21 is the source of this 2714-nucleotide messenger RNA. RefSeq names its product cAMP-dependent protein kinase, putative. Lineage: Eukaryota; Fungi; Basidiomycota; Tremellomycetes; Tremellales; Cryptococcaceae. Gene Ontology annotation, cellular component: nucleus; cytoplasm. The coding region runs from base 103 to 1890 and encodes 595 amino acids. The transcript is spliced from 11 exons. Gene Ontology annotation, biological process: intracellular signal transduction; peptidyl-serine phosphorylation. Gene Ontology annotation, molecular function: protein serine/threonine kinase activity; ATP binding. The record is from RefSeq and is a predicted model, not a curated record.